This is a messenger RNA of Strongylocentrotus purpuratus (purple sea urchin), 1977 nucleotides long. Its product is annotated as zinc finger protein 862-like. The record is from RefSeq and is a predicted model, not a curated record. Gene Ontology annotation, molecular function: protein dimerization activity. Bases 1 to 1977 code for a protein of 658 amino acids. The transcript has a single exon. NCBI's taxonomy places the organism in Eukaryota, Metazoa, Echinodermata, Echinoidea, Camarodonta, Strongylocentrotidae.
AUGUGUGUAGCACAUCAAGCGAAACUGAGAUCGCUACGUAAUUUCAACCAGGCAUUUAUCAAUGGAGUUACGGGGUCGGCCCUGAAAAAGGACAAUGUUGUGAAACAUUCUCGCAGUGAAAUGCAUAAGAAAGCAAUUGCUCUUUCUUCAAGGCCUAAACUGACGCUCGAUGCAAUCUUCAAGACAACGCCUAUAGGGAAAGCGUUAGCUGGAGCAUCAAGUGAGGAAGAGAAACGAGUAAGUAAACUCUUUGACAUUGCAUAUGCUAUCGCAAAAGAAGAACUGCCUUUUACCAAGUACCCUGUUUUCGUCGAGUUAGAGAAGAAACAUGGAGUUCCAUUAGGCAACACAUACACACAUGAAGCAAAGUGCAGUGAGUUUAUUGGUGUCAUCGGUGAUACAAUGAAGAGUGAAAUGCUCACUGCUUUGAAGGAAGCCCAGUAUUUUUCCAUCAUGGUUGAUGGUUCUACAGAUGCCAGUGUUAAGGAGCAAGAACUUGUGUAUGUUCAUUUUGUGAAUGAUAAAACUGGUGAGGUCCAGUCAAACUUCUUUUGUAUUACUGAUGUUAAGCAUGCUACAGCACAAGGCUUGAAAGAUGGGCUGGAUGAAAUAUUCGCUGAUGCAGAUAUGUCACUGAAAGGAAAGUUAGUCUGCGUUUGUGCUGAUGGUGCUGCAGUGAACAUGGGAGUAAAUAAAGGUCUGAUUGCUCUUCUACGGAAAGAUCAUGAAAUGCCCUGGUUAAUUGGAAUGCACUGUCUGAAUCACAGAUUGGAACUGGCAGCAAAAAAUGCCUUUGAGAAAACGUACAUGGAUGAGAUCAGUGAAAUGCUUCUGUCCAUGUAUUAUGUAUACCAGAAGAGCCCAAAACGCCUGCGAGAGUUAAGGACUCUGGGAGAAGUCAUGGAGGAAGUUGUAACUAAGCCAGAGAAGGCUCAUGGGACAAGAUGGCUACAGCACAAGUCCAGGGCACUUGCCACCCUUCUGCGGUCAUAUCCAGUCAUCAUUGCACAUCUUGAAUCUAUGGCCAGUGAAUCGUCAGCAGCAGAUGGCGCUAGAUUUCGUGGAUACCUGCAGGUCUUGACUAGCUUCAAGUUUGUGAUGCACUGUCUGCUAUUCUAUGUUAUGUUGCAGCCUUUGGCAGCCCUUUCCUGCAAUCUCCAGGGAGAGUCAGUGGACCUUAUGUUUGCCAUGGCAAGUCUCGAGUCAUUCCACACUUCCAUGCAAAGCCUUGAAUCAGAGCACGAGGACAUAGAGGAUGCCUCAGAACUGUCAAAGUUCCUCCAUGACAUCACCUUUCAAGAUGGCAAGGCCGAAGUGGAAUACAAGAAUGUCAGGCUGAUCAACGUGAGAAGCGAUGUUUUCACUGCUUUUCAGAACUCUAGAAAGAUAUAUGUUAAGAAGAUCAGAGAGUGUGUCGAUGCAAGAUUCUCUGACUUUAAUUCACAGCUUUUCCAAGCAUUCAAGGUGUUGGACACUAAUGCCUGGCCAAGGGACAAGCCUUCUCUUGACCAGUUUGGUCACAAGGAGCUUAACACAGUGUUUGAGCAUUUCAAGGGGUUGCUCCAGGAAGUCCAGCCAGAGUCCAUCCAGAUGGAAUGGAACUCCUUCAAGUCAUACUGGAAUUCAAGUCUGAUGGACUUGCAAAGCUCUGAUGUUUGGAGAGCAUUUGUCAAGGUUUCAACAAGCAAGUACCCCAACCUUGGUCUUCUCAUCAGGGUCUUACUCACCUUUCCCAUCAGUAAUGCCAAGGUGGAGAGGGGAUUUAGUACAAUGCGCCGAAUUAAGACAGACUGGAGAUGUAGACUAAAUGCUCGCACUCUAGAUCAUCUCAUGAGGAUCAGCAUCGAGGGACCAUCUUCCACUGAUUUUAAUCCACAAUGUGCUGUUAAGAAUUUCUUCUGUACACCUCGCAAACCAAAUGUGCAACCCUACCUAUACCAAGGUAGCAACAAGCGGCCAUAUCCACUUGAUGACUAA